AUGGAGACGAAACUAUUAAUGAGCACGUCAUUUCACCCUGACACGGACGGACACACCGAGAGGACCAUCCAAACAUUGGAGGAUAUGUUGAGGGCAUGUGUAAUGGAAUAUCAAGGUUCGUGGGAAGACCACCUGGAUUUGAUUGAGUUCUCCAACAACAAUAGUUACUAUGCAAGUAUUGGGAUGCCACCAUUUGAAGCCCUAUACGGGAGGAAAUGUAGAAGCCCGGUCUGUUGGAGUGAUAUCAGUGAAACAAUGGUACUUGGACUGGAUAUGAUUGAAGACAUGGUUAAACAAGUCAAAUUGAUACAAGAAAAGAUGAAAGCAGCCCAAGACAGGUUGAACUUACCCGGUGAGCUAGAAAAGGUCCAUAACGUAUUUCAUGUGAGCCAACUCCGGAAGUAUGUACCUGAUACGACUCAUGUAUUACAACCCGAGAACAUAGAAAUGGAGGAAAACCUGACUUAUGAGGAAAGACCUGUCAAAAUUCUGGAUACUAAAGUCAGGAGCACAAGAAACAAGGAUGUGAGAAUCGUAAAACUGUUAUGGACAAAUCACAGAAUUGAGGAAGCAACAUGGGAAGCUGAAGCCGAUAUGCGAAAGCGCUACCCGGAACUUUUUCUUGAGGUUAGUGGUCGAGUUACGAAGGUGUAA
This is a messenger RNA of Chenopodium quinoa (quinoa), 654 nucleotides long. RefSeq lists its product as uncharacterized. The record is from RefSeq and is a predicted model, not a curated record. The coding region runs from base 1 to 654 and encodes 217 amino acids. Lineage: Eukaryota; Viridiplantae; Streptophyta; Magnoliopsida; Caryophyllales; Amaranthaceae. The transcript is spliced from 2 exons. Gene Ontology annotation, molecular function: nucleic acid binding.